GGCAUGCGUACGCGCAACUCAGUGUUGCCGCGCAUUUCAACCGGUGCAUACACACGCAUCACGCACGGGUCGAUGACUCCGACAUGCCAAUUCAUUGAUACGGAUUUACUUAAUUAGUGUUUAUGUAAUGAGAUGUUACAAUUUCACGUUUAAGCCAUAAGUUUACGAAAUAAAGCAAAAUGAAUACGAACAUUUUGUUAUUUAUUGCCAUUAGUUUUGUGCCAGUGGUUUUAUCGAAAGCUGGACGGUAUGCUAGACUCCAAACUGACCCGUUAUCGAAGACGAGAUGCGAUCUCAUCUGCCAGGACGCGAGCAAGGAAACUAAAACUAAGUGCCGCUCAGAAUGCCGUGCCAAAGAGCUGAAGCCUGGCACGUGUCCAAUAUCCGACAACCCCAGGUGGCAGGCCGCGUGUGUGGAGGCCUGCAACCAGGACUCACAGUGUGAUGGCACACAGAGAUGCUGCAAGCAUGGCUGCAGCUCAGUUUGCAACGAGCCUGUCGACUUGCUGACAUUGCCAGGUCUUCCCGCGUUACCAAAAGUGGAAGAAGCAAAAGAGAGGCGCAAGUCAGUGUUGGUGAGAUGGUCUGGUGGUGUGGGGGAUUCUGCGAGAGCUGUACCUGGCAGAGUGCUCUAUCUUUUGGAAGAACAGCAUCAUCUCGGACCUAAGUAUGAGGAAGCGAGAUUAGGAGACUGGAACUUGAUUACGAGGACUAAUAAAACGAAAGUCUCACUCAAGAGCUUGCUGAAGCCAGGCCGCUGGUACCGUUUCCGAGUAGCAGCUGUCAGUGCUGCUGGCACCAGGGGUUUCUCGGAACCCAGCGCUCCUUUCACCCCACGGAAGGGACCCAGGCCACCACCACCGCCGAAGAAGUUGAGAGUACAACCAGUGCGGACUGAAAAUGGAACCGUCACAAUAAGAUUGGAGUGGAAGGAGCCCCGAUCCGAUCUGCCAGUGAUGAAGUAUAAAGUGUUCUGGAGCAGACGAGUCCGCGGCCUGGGUGGAGAGCUGGAUUCCGUGCUGGUCAAUCACCAGACUGUACCAAAGGAUCAACAUUCUGUUGAAAUAAAGGAUCUGCAGCCGAAUUCUCUGUAUUUCCUCCAAGUUCAAACAAUAAGUCUCUUUGGUCUCGGAAAACUUCGAAGUGACAAGGCGGCCAUUUUUUACAAUACAACCGCAACUGAAGAACGUCGGCCAGAACCUUUACUGAAACGUAAAGAGGAAAAGAAAAUUAAAGCCGUGAGACUGAAUAGGUUCUUGUGGGAAGAUCAUAAAAUAAAGGCGAGAAUUGCUUGGCAAACUGUGGCUAAUAAGGAUCAACAGCCAAAGAGAUUCUAUGUACAUUGGAGAACCUUUAAAUGUCACCACCCUAUUAGAGAAAUGAAAAAUCUAUCAGCGAUUACUGAGCUGACCUCUUUCGAAAUCUACGAACUAGACUACCACUGCAGUUACAAAGUGAAUGUAAAUUCAUCUGGCAACACUAUCAGCCCAGAUUCCGAGUUCAUACUAACAGUGCCUUCAUGUGAAUAUUUCCAACGAAAAAUAAACGCGACAAUACAUUGCAAGACCUGAUGAUAAAUCUUAGUUAUUUAGGAUGUUGUAUUAAAAUAGGUGCAAAAAAAUGGUCAAAGUAAAUGAUCGAACACAAUUAUGCAAUUUUAAUUGUUUCAAUUAUCUACAUAAACUGUAAUGAAACUAAACGCACCCAUUGAAAAAGACUAAAAAUAUUUAGACCGUACGAUGUAUUCAUCAUUAAUAUAAGGUUUUGUACGUUAAUUGUAAGUAGGAAUUAUUUAUUAUAAGUUUUUUAUAGAAUAAAUUAAGACUAUGAACUAGAAA
Colias croceus (clouded yellow) is the source of this 1838-nucleotide messenger RNA. It is a transcript of the gene Kal1, whose product is annotated as anosmin-1. Gene Ontology annotation, molecular function: protein binding; peptidase inhibitor activity. Bases 180 to 1571 code for a protein of 463 amino acids. The record is from RefSeq and is a predicted model, not a curated record. Gene Ontology annotation, cellular component: extracellular region; cell surface. Gene Ontology annotation, biological process: neuron differentiation. NCBI's taxonomy places the organism in Eukaryota, Metazoa, Arthropoda, Insecta, Lepidoptera, Pieridae. The transcript has 10 exons.